UGACAGAGUCACACCACGGGCCACGUCUCCGAGGCAGCUUCAGUUUGGACCUUUUUUUCAGGAUUAUUUGAAAAUGUUUAGGACCUACCGCUCCUGCCACACAAAAGUGAGUGAACUAACUGAUCAUGAGAACACAACAAAUUGAUCCACGGGACUGAAGAAAAGAGAAUCCUUUUAAACCAAGAAAAGAAAGAAAAAAACUUUUGUAUUACAUGCUGUUGAAUUACGUGGAUUGUGUGGCUUUGGAAUCAUAAAGUUUGUCGUUUUGUGGGACAUUUUUGUUUUUAAUCAACACCCCCCCCCCCCUCCCCCCCAAAAAAAGAGAGGACAUUUUUAAAACUGCAGAGUUUGCUCUCCUGUCACUAUUCUGUUUCUUUUGAGUUACAACUUUAUUCGGGGAUGUUGAGCUCUGUGAAGAUGGAAUCUCAUGAAAUUCCUGAAUGGAAUUCUUUCUACAGCGAGGCAAGUGAGAUGUACUCCUCUCCAAGCGCCAUGAACACAAUGAGCAGCUUGAACAGCUACAUAAAUCUAAACUCGGCCUGUUCCACAACCAGCAUGAAUAUGGGCUACCCCAGUGCAGGUCUCAACAGCAGCCCAUUGACCAGCAUGGGUGGAGGCCCCAACCACAUGAGCCUGUCCCCAGUAGGCUCCUCUUUGAACCCCAGUUCUCUGACCCAGCUGGGCUCUUCUGCCUCCUCCCUGGGUUCCCUCUCCCAUUACCAGAGCAUGGGUCAGCCCAUGUCCCAGAUCAGCUACCCCUCUCCUACCUCCCUAAACCGGACUAAGGAGGUGCCAAAGCCUUACCGUCGCUCUCUGACCCACGCCAAGCCACCAUACUCCUACAUAUCCCUCAUAACAAUGGCUAUUCAGCAGUCCAACAGUAAGAUGCUAACACUCAAUGAAAUUUACCAGUGGAUCAUGGAUCUGUUCCCAUACUACCGCGAGAACCAGCAGCGCUGGCAAAACUCAAUCCGCCACUCUCUGUCUUUCAACGACUGCUUCGUCAAAGUGGCACGUUCGCCCGACAAGCCUGGCAAGGGCUCCUACUGGGCGCUGCAUCCCAAUUCAGGGAAUAUGUUUGAGAAUGGCUGCUACCUGCGUCGCCAGAAGCGCUUCAAGAUCGAGGAUAAAUCUGGAAAGAAGAGCACGACAAAGUCUCAGGAGGGUGGCUGUACCAAAGGUGGGCAUGGAGGGGAGGGACUGCAGGAAGAGCACAGUCCUGCCACGGGCUCAGAGGGUGCAGAUUCAGCACACUCUGACAGCUCUCAUCCUGGAUCAGCCUCGGAGGAGCAGCAGAGGAAUCUGGUGCAGCUGGAUUGCCCAUCUCAGCCACCCAGCCUUUCACACAGUUCACCAGUGAACAUUCAAUCUUCAGUAUCCUCUUCCAUGGCCCCUUCUAGCUCUCACCUGCACUCUCAGGGUAUGGGUGGAAGCCCCCAUCUGCUGGCCAGCCCAAUGCAACAUCUGGAUCUGCAGAAUGACCCACUAAAGUCCAUGGACCCCCACUACAAUUUCAACCAUCCAUUCUCCAUCACAAAUAUAAUGUCCAAUGAACAGAAGAUGGACCUCAAGUCAUACCAGGAUCAGGUGAUGGCAUACAACAGCUACACAGCAUCUUCCCCUCUGGCCACCAAACAGAUCUAUGACAGUGCAGGCCCAUCUGGCAUUGACUCCGGUGCCUACUACCAGACCCUCUACAGCAGGUCUGUCCUCAAUGCAUCAUAAUGUGUCUACCAAACAAACCAAGCCAUUUGAACUCUAUAGACUCUUAAUGGCUGUCUAUUUAGACAGGAUUUCCUACAUCUUCACAGCAUAGAACUUCUGAAGAAAAAGAAAAAAAGGCUAUUUCUUUCAGAAACUAAUUGAAUUAUUUUUUUCUGAAUUAGCUAAAUUCAUAUAUUCAGGAACUAAACUUUUGGUUUUGGAUGUAACCCAGAAGAUGUAUACAAAUGAUGCCAUGUGUAUAUACUGUUUGCAUAUGUUUGGGGAGCAGGAGUCAGGCAUUUAUUUAUGAAGGGAAGAAUUUAAUAUAUCUUUUAUGAAUUUGUGAUGUGAAGUUACAUUAAACAAUUAUGAGAGGACAUAGAUUGCGGAAAUGUUUGAGUUCAGGUUACUGCUGUGAGCAGGUGUUACUGUGUUACAGGUAAAGUCUCAUGUUGCGUUACAGCGAAAUGCAUGUUCAGUUUAAGCGCACUAACACAGUGCACAACUUUUCCCUUAGGAGAGUGCGUACCCUUCUGCUUUUCCCUUAGAGAAGCUGAAGAAAUUACUUUUUUACACUUCGCCAUGAAAGAAGUCAUUUUGUAUAUUCUGUGCUUCAGUGAAUAUGUAUUUGUUAAGUAUAUACAGUAUAAAGGUAAAAGUUUCGACGAAGACAGAUAAAACUGUGUUAAAUCAGAUGAUUAUUUCCCCCCACAUUAUAGGCAAUAAUAUUCACAAAAACGAUGUCAAAUACUUUAAGUUUGCAUCAGUUCCACUGUUAUUCCAGUGUGCCACCAAGUCUGCAAAGUUCAGCUUUAGCGGUUACUUAAACAUCAACAGACAAUGCACUAAGGGCCAUUUCCAUACAAUACUUUGCACUAGUGACCUCUCUGUUCUACACUACUGGGGAGGGGUGAGAUCGUUUUGUUACAGCAAUGCUUUGUAACUACCUUUUUAUCAGAAAAUUAUGCAAACCCUGAUGAAAUUGCCAUGAUGUGUUGUUGUGAGGCCUCUAUAACCUCCUUCCAAAAUCUUAAGCCAAUUUUAAUUAAAAACUUCAUGUUAAGCCAUCAUGUUGUAAACAAAUUCUUGCAAAUUGUUUUGAAUUUUGUAAGAAAGCAGGUCAGAAUAUGUUCUUGUACUGUUUAGUUUGAAAAGACUAUGUUUAUUUAAACCCAGCUUUUUGUCCGUUGGGCUUAGAAGAUAAGUGUCUUAAUAUAUAUCUAUAUAUUGCUCUAUGUGGUUGAUUGUUUCAUGGUAUGUUCUUAAUGUUGUUAUGUUCUUUUCAUAUUAAACAAAAAACAAAACAAAAAACUGAGUUCUUUAAAUUAUACAAUACAUAUUCUUGAAAUAUAACUGACAGUAUUAAAAAGA
Myxocyprinus asiaticus (Chinese sucker) is the source of this 3075-nucleotide messenger RNA. Its product is annotated as hepatocyte nuclear factor 3-gamma-like. The transcript has 2 exons. The record is from RefSeq and is a predicted model, not a curated record. Gene Ontology annotation, biological process: cell differentiation; anatomical structure morphogenesis; regulation of transcription by RNA polymerase II. Gene Ontology annotation, molecular function: protein domain specific binding; RNA polymerase II cis-regulatory region sequence-specific DNA binding; transcription factor binding. Bases 400 to 1725 code for a protein of 441 amino acids. NCBI's taxonomy places the organism in Eukaryota, Metazoa, Chordata, Actinopteri, Cypriniformes, Catostomidae.